AUGACGCGCAGAGUCCCUUCCGACACCACAGAUGCCUCGCCUCUCGGCAAGCCGCUGCAUUUCGAGUUCAGCGGUAAGACGGCUCCCAACCGCUUUCUGAAAGCAGCCAUGACCGAGAGACUGUCGUCGUGGGAUGCCCAAAACUUGGAAAAACGUGGCAUUCCCUCCAAAGAGCUGCAGAACGUCUACAAGCGAUGGGGCGAAGGAGGGAUUGGCCAUAUACUGACCGGAAACAUAAUGAUUGCUUACGAUCAGCUGGAGGCAGCCGGCAACCCAAUCAUCCCCCUGGAGGCAAAGUUUGAGGGUCCCAGAUUCGAGGCUUUCAAGGAACUCGCAACCUUGGCAAAAGCUCACGGCAGCCUCAUCACUGGCCAAGUCAGCCACCCUGGCCGACAAUGUGAAAAUCGCAUUCAAAAGGACCCAGUCUCUGCCAGUGACGUUCAGCUGGAGGGUGAGAUCAUGGGCAUGAAGUUCAACAAGCCCCAUGCUGCCUCCAAAGACGAAAUCAAAGAUAUCAUCAACCGUUUCACACAUGCUGCAGUAUUCUUGCACAAGGCUGGAUAUGACGGCAUCCAGUUGCACGGCGCACACGGAUAUCUUCUUGCCCAAUUCUUGGCGCAGACGACCAACAAGCGAACGGAUGAGUAUGGCGGCUCUUUGGAGAACCGUGCCAGGAUUACUCUCGAAAUUGCAGAGUCAAUCCGGAAAGAGCUGCCGGCAGCCUCGACGGGCUUCAUGAUUGGAAUCAAGAUCAACAGCGCCGAGUUCCAAAAGGGUGGCUUCACUGCAGAUGAAGCCAAGGAGCUAUGCCAUCUGUUGGAAAACGCCGGAUUUGAUUUUGUGGAAUUGAGCGGAGGUACUUAUCAGAGUCUUGCCUUCCACCACGAGCGGGAGAGCACCAGGAAACGCGAAGCAUUCUUCCUCGAGUUUGCUGACAAGAUUGUCCCCGGUUUGACCAAAACCCGGACGUACAUCACAGGUGGCUUUCUGACCGUCGAUGGUAUGUCAAACGCACUGAAGACUGUCGAUGGUGUCGGCCUAGCUCGCCCUCUGUGCCAGGAGCCGAGGCUUGCAAAGACGCUGCUGGAUGGCAAGGCCUCAGGUGCCAUCGAUCAGCAGGUCGACAGAGAUAACUUUGGUCUGACCAACGUCAUUGCCGGGAGCCAAAUUCGGCAGAUCGGUCGCGACCAGGAGCCCAUAGAUAUGAGUGUCAAGGACAAUGUUGACGCCUUCAUGAAGGACAUGGGUGUGUGGGGCCAGCGUAUGGCUGAGGACGCCACCAAGAUGAAUAUGUAUGGCUAUGUCGACAUCGAAUCGGUGAGGUCGGAUGCGUACGGAACCGCCCAGGCAUAG
Messenger RNA from Cyphellophora europaea CBS 101466, 1353 nucleotides. RefSeq lists its product as uncharacterized. The transcript is spliced from 2 exons. NCBI's taxonomy places the organism in Eukaryota, Fungi, Ascomycota, Eurotiomycetes, Chaetothyriales, Cyphellophoraceae. The record is from RefSeq and is a predicted model, not a curated record. Gene Ontology annotation, molecular function: oxidoreductase activity; FMN binding. The coding region runs from base 1 to 1353 and encodes 450 amino acids.